AUACGCUUUCCGACCGAAGACACACAAGCAUAGAAUUUUUGCCACUCAUAGACGUUGAUCAAUAUAGAAAUGGCAACAUAUAGCUCAAGAAACCGUGACUCUCCCAACAUUCUCUUAACUGGUACACCGGGAACAGGUAAAACCACUUUAGGGCAGGAACUUGCUCAUAGACUUGACAUGCAGUACAUCAAUGUUGGCGAUGUCGCUAAGGAAAAGGAACUGUAUGAAGGAUGGGAUGAAGAUUAUCAGUGUCCAGUUCUUGAUGAAGAUAGGGUGAUUGAUGAAAUGGAAGAUAUCGUGACAAAUGGAGGCUGUGUUGUGGAUUAUCAUAGUUGCGAGUUCUUUCCAGAACGCUGGUUUGACAUAAUCUUCGUUUUAAGAACAGAUAAUAGUAUUCUUUAUAGCAGACUGGAACAAAGGGGCUACAGUGGUAGAAAACUUCAGGAUAACAUACAGUGCGAGAUAUUUCAGACAAUUCUUGAUGAAGCCAGGAGUUCUUACCUGCCCAGCAUUGUUUUCCCCCUUCCAAGUAAUUGUCCUGAUGACCUUGAGACCAACAUAGACAAGAUAAAAGACUACAUUGAGAGAUGGAAAGCUUCUAAAGAACAGAUUUGAAGUUGACACUCAAAAGGUGGAAGCUAAUGCUAGGAUGAAAUGUGACAGGGUUUGAAAGAAGUGUAUCCCACCCUCAACCAAUGUUUGGGCUUCAUGGAGGAUCCAUUAAUUCAUUGACAAUUUAUGCAAAUAUUGACUUGCAAAAAAAAGUGUUUUUACCUUCAUUUUUCAUAUCAACGUCUUGUAGAAAUUCCAAAAGCUGAAAUUAUGUAUUAUUUUCCUAAGCUGCACAUUCAUGUUAAAAAGAAAAUAUAUUUAUCAAAAAGUGUUAAAAAGGAAAUCAAAUUGUUUUAUACAUUUUUAUUCAUGUAUACAACACUGAAUGUUGCCAAGCAUUGUAUAAGAAAUAUCAACAUACAAUUAAGAUGGGUUGGUGAUUACUGUACUCUCAACUUUGACCUAAUUGAACUACUGUAUAGCACAAAAUAGUUUUAUUCCUUCUCUUUAUUGAAUUUUAAUAUAUGAUUUUUUAGACAUAUUUGGCAAAAUAUGUUUAUAGUGUGAACUUAAUGUUACACUUAUUCUUUUUGCAUUUUUAAGGUAAUGUUGCAAAUAUGUAUUGUUGCAAAAUGUACGUGCAACAUUUGAGAUAAACUGCCACUUAAACUGUGUAAACAAAAUUUGUAAUAUUUUAGCUAUCAUGUAGCAUUAAAGGUACUGCCUAUGUUUAGCUACAGUGGUAGCUCCAAACAUUUUGACAGGAAUCCAACAAGUAUAAUAAGGGGUUCGAACCAAGGGGUUUAAACCUGUAGGCAGGAUUUUAAAGUGGGAUUCUAAUUUUCACAAAAGGGCACUUUGAGUCCUUACCCACCUCAGCCCUACCAUUUCUUGGGUGAAUUUUAAAGAUUAACACCUCAGAUAUCCGGAAAUGGCAAUAAAAAUGCCAAAUUUCAAAUAUUCGGAGUUAAUUUCAACAACUUCGAUGCAAAUAGUGCUUUUUAAAAAUAAUUUAAAAGGGCAUUUCUGGAAAAGGGGUUGGGGGGGGGAGUGUGUUCUAUCAAACUCCUCGCUUUUAAAGAACAAUAUGAGGAAGUGGAAUCUCGCAUUCCAUUUGAUUGGCAAAUUGAUAUUAGUUCUGUGGUUUCAAAUGGCGUCCAUGCUUGUCUGUUCGUUAGUAUUUUGUCUCCUGAACCCCCACCACCCGCUGAUGCCAUCAUUGAUGAGUUAUUAUACUUGAACAAUAAAAUUUAAUAUUUGAAUUUAAAUUAGUUAUUAUAUUUUACUUGAAGUUUAGAAAAAGAAAAUAUUUUCCAUGCCACUUAACAGUGCAUAAAUCAGAUGUUCUUGUAUUUUUGCGUAGACCUUUAUUGGCUGGUAAUUAAUUACUUAAAAAGAAUUUUUAACUCCUCGCAUCAGCUAAAAACUGAAUUUUUUGAUCUGUCUCAUUGAUAAAUUAUUUGAUUUUUCCAAUGAGAGUGAGCAACUAAUUGACUAAGACUUUUCUAGAUUUUAUCCAGACAGUAUAAAAAAAAUUAUUUUAUCUUACAACUCUUUAUUAAUAUUGUGUAAUUAAUUGUAUUUGUAAAAAAACUUUUUUGCUUGAGUUAAUGCUUAAUUUAAUGGAACUUACAGAUUGAUUUCAUUCAAAAUUCAGGUCAUUAUACAUAUAUUUUUUGAGUUUUUUUAUGGCUAGUUUUUAGAAAUUACAGCUUUUUUUAUGGACUGUUCCACUUCUAGAAAGGUGUGGUUGAAAUGAGUAUCAUCAUGUGAACCUAGUGUUUGAAUUUGUGUUUAAAAAAUAAUAAAAAUAUUUAAUAACAGUACCAAAAUAUUUCUUUAGGAAUAAAAUAUAUUUGUAGAGAUUAUGUAUUCUUUUCAAAGAAAGUUAUAUACUGAAUCAAAUUACAGUAUGCAAAUUACGUAUGUAAUGAUAUGAUCAAAGUUUCUGUUGCACAGUGGUGUAUCUAGGGGAUGCAUUCCCCAACCGCUUAGUUUCCCCCAUUGAAAAUGUUCAAAGCAUAGAAAUACCCUCAUAUCACCUUAUUUUGCAAGCGUCAAGUCCCCAUCAACCCCCCCAUUUCAAAACUCCUAGAUAUGCCACUGCACUGUAGGGUGUCUAUUUUUCCCCUUCAAAAUAAUCCACGCAAUAUUUGUGUCAGUUACGUGAAUAAUAAACUACUGACAAAGAGGUAUGCUACUGCAUAGUAGAAUUUUCUGACAGAAAUAGUGUGUGUUGUAACAAGGACUUUCAAGUCCUUGGUUGUUGUAAGCGUUCCAUUUCUCAUAUAUUUAUAAGAAUAUUUAUUUGAAUAUAUUAGAUAUUCAUUUACACCAAAAAAAAAAAAAAGCCUCAUGCAAACUGCCCCCUCAAAAACCAAUUUAAAAUUUAGGGGCAUAAUUCAAAUAUGUUAAUAUGUACCUAAAAAAUUGGAUAUCUCAAUAUUUUUAAAUAUUUAUUUCAAUAAAACCAAUUAAAAAAGUACAAAGUAGUUCAGAUUGAUUCUAGCCUGGUUCUCACGAGAGACCUAAUAUCCGGAUCGGGAGCUAACCGUUAGCACCUAUGUGAGAACGCCUAAUGGUUAGUAAGCGCUAUCGGUUAGCAAGUGAGCGCGUUUCCAUCAUCAACCAAUCACACUUACGCGUUUCCAUUUCCAGUUUCUUGUUGGCCAGUGAUUCGAUCAUCAUAUUCUUGGUAUCCGGAUCGGGAUUUUCUCGUUUGGACGCAUGGCAGCUAACGGUUAGCAGGAUCCGGAUCCUGCUAACCGUCAGCUGCCGUGUGAGAACAAAGCCAAUAUGAACUAGUGUCAACUAUCUUAUAAUAAUAACCAUAAACCAAUGAUAAAUUAAAAAUAUGAGAGGUAGACAAUAUAACUGUAGUAGGUAAAUGAUGUAUAAAUUGUUGAAAUUAAAUAACAAAAAGUA
Molecule: messenger RNA, 3477 nt
Organism: Anneissia japonica
Lineage: Eukaryota; Metazoa; Echinodermata; Crinoidea; Comatulida; Comatulidae
Product: adenylate kinase isoenzyme 6-like
Exons: 4
Coding region: 70-615 (181 amino acids)
Cellular component (GO): cytoplasm; nucleus
Molecular function (GO): ATP binding; ATP hydrolysis activity; AMP kinase activity
Source: RefSeq, a predicted model, not a curated record